AUGCGUCGCUGCAAUGAUUUAGACAGUGAGAGAGUGAGGUUAUGGAAGAAGCAUUCAAAACCUGAUCAACUUGAAGGGCCCAUCCCCAUAUCCAAUGGAACUACUCCUGGUCUUGAUAUGAUGCACAAUACAAAGCACUUGUAUGGAGGGCAGGGUCAGGAUUAUGAAAAUGAUGUAUUUAUAAAAGAUGUUUUUGACAGUCUUUUUGAAUCCAACCGAUUUGGUGGCAACAUUCCAUCUACACUUGGCCUUGUCCAGACUCUGGAGGUGGUUCGUGUCCAACAAUCACCUGUCUGGGUUCCCCCCAAACCUUACUGGAAUGAAUUCCCUCAGUUACCUAAUGAUGGAGAAUACAAAACUUCAAGGAGCAAUUCCUGUCUCCUUCUUCAACCUGCAACAGUUGCAGACAGUGUUAGUACUGGAGCUCCACAGAGUUAUUGUUCCAUUAAAGAAUCCAAUGACUCAUAUUCAACGGCACCACAAAACUGUGUACCUGUUCCCUGCAGCUUAGAUCAGACAUUAAGCCCCAAAUGCAAAUGUGCAUACCCAUAUACAGGAACUUUCUAUCUCAGAGCUCCUUCCUUCUCAGACUUGGAAAACAAGACUGUCUUUGUAACCCUGGAGUUAUCUCUGAUGCAGUCUUUACAACUUCAUGAGACACCUGUUGAUUCAGUUUCUUUAAGCAAUCCAAGGAAGGACAUAUAUCAGUACGUUGAAUUGACUUUAAAACUAUUUCCAUCUGGCCAAGAUCGUUUCAAUCGAACUGGGAUUUCUGCUACAGCCUCUAUUCUCAGCAGCCAAACAUACAAGCCUCCUUCAUCGUAUGGACCAUAUUAUUUUAUUGCUGAUGACUACGUAAACUUCAUGAGUGACACAGAAGUUCCUGUGACAACAUCCAGUAAAUCUUCAAAUACUGCCAUCAUAGCUGGAGCUGCGGCUGGUGGUGCUGCCCUGUUGAUUUUGGUAAUUGUUCUAUUUGUGUAUGCUCUCCACCGGAAUAAGAAGUCAAUAGGAGCAACUGGGAAAAACAAACCUUUUGAACAAUGGGAUCCGGAUGAGAGCAACAGUAGCAUCCCACAGUUGAAAGGAGCAAGGCGCUUCAGUUUUGAAGAGAUACAGAACUACACCAAAAACUUCUCACAAGUCAAUAAUAUAGGAUCUGGCGGCUACGGGAAGGUUUAUCGGGGAACUCUUCCCAACGGGAAUCUGAUUGCAGUGAAGCGAGCUCAGAAGGAAUCUAUGCAGGGAGGAUUGGAGUUUAAAACUGAGAUUGAACUUCUAUCAAGAGUCCACCAUAAAAAUCUUGUUAGCCUAAUUGGUUUCUGCUUUGAGCAAGGAGAACAAAUGCUGAUUUACGAAUUCGUUGCAAAUGGUACUUUGAAGGACACUCUUUCAGGGAAGUCUGGAAUUAGAUUAGAUUGGAUUAGAAGGCUGAAAAUAGCUCUUGGUGCUGCCAGAGGUCUGGAUUAUCUGCAUGAACUUGCCAAUCCUCCAAUCAUACACAGGGACAUCAAAUCCACUAACAUCUUACUGGAUGAUCGCUUGAAUGCUAAAGUAUCUGAUUUUGGUCUCUCCAAGCCUUUAGGCGAUGGUGCAAAAGGUUAUAUCACCACACAAGUCAAAGGAACACUGGGCUACUUGGACCCAGAGUAUUAUAUGACUCAACAGUUGACUGAGAAAAGUGAUGUUUACAGCUUUGGAGUGCUGUUGUUGGAGCUGAUAACUGCAAGAAGGCCAAUAGAGCGAGGGAAGUACAUUGUGAAAGUGGUCAAGGGUGCUCUAGACAAGACAAAUGGCUUCUAUGGUCUUGAGGAAAUUCUUGAUCCAACUAUUGAAAAGGGGACAGCACUGAGCGGUUUUGAGAAGUUUGUGGAUCUUGCAAUGCAGUGUGUUGAAGAGUCAAGUUCUGACAGGCCUACAAUGAAUCAUGUGGUGAAAGAAAUCGAGAACAUGUUGCAGUUGGCCGGUUCAAGCCCCAUCUUAUCAGCAUCAGCAUCCACUUCAUCUAGUUAUAAUAAUCCAACUAAGGGUAGUUCCCUCCAUCCUUACGACAAUGAAUACUUUGAUUCAACAGUAGCACAAGAUAUCACCAAAGAUUUUGAAGUUCUGAAGUCUCUAAGUGAUUCUUGGCAAGGCCAAAUUCCUAAAUGGGUGGGUUCAGAUCCUUGCGAAGGUUGGUAUGGCAUAAACUGCAGACAGUCUCGUGUUAUUUCCAUAUCAUUAACAGAUAUGGGUUUGACUGGCCAGCUUUCUGGAGAUAUUGGAUCACUUUCUGAAUUGGAUAAUCUGGAUCUCUCAUACAAUAGGGGUCUAACAGGACAACUUCCACGAGAAAUUGGAAACUUAAAGAAGCUAACAAAAUUAACUCUUGUUGGUUGUGGUUUUACUGGUCGUAUUCCAGAUGAAAUAGGAUCUCUACAGCACCUUGAAUUCUUAUCUUUAAACUCCAACAAUUUUGCUGGACCAAUUCCACGUUCUAUUGGCAAUCUGUCAAAUCUUACUUGGCUAGAUUUAGCUGACAAUCAGCUAGAUGGAUCCGUCCCAGUAUCUAGUGGCAGUACCCCUGGUCUUGAUAUGUUACACAAUGCAUUGCACUUUCAUCUUGGGAAGAAUAGGCUUUCAGGAGAAAUUCCUCCGAAACUUUUUAGCUCAAAAAUGACUCUGAUACAUGUGAUAUUUGAUAGCAAUCAACUAGUUGGCAGGAUUCCGGAAACGCUUGGGCUAGUUACGAGUUUGACAUUGGUCAGGCGCUUUGAAAAUAAUUCACUGGAUGGAUUUGUGCCUCAGAGCCUCAACAACCUUAUCAAUGUCACAGACCUGUUGUUGUCCAACAAUAAGCUGCAAGGUGCCCUGCCAAACCUUACUGGGAUGAACUCCCUAAAAUACUUACAAAUGGAAAAUGUGUACCUUGUUGGAACAAUUCCGGAUCUUUUAUUUAGCCUCCCCAAUUUACAGAAUGUCACUGCAGUAAUUAUUGGAGUAACAAUUGCUGGCUCUUCUGUUAUGCUUGUGUUAUUAGUCCUGGCAGGUGUUUAUGCUUACCGCCAGAAGAGUAAGGCAGAAAGAGCAAUAUCUCGAAGCAAUCCUUUCGCACAGUCGUUUACUCAUUCAUGCAAACUUGCGUGGCACAGCGACAGAAAGUCAUCAUCUGUUUACCGGGGAACUCUUCCCUGUGGGAAAGUGGUAGCCAUAAAACGUGCUCAAAAAGAAUCAAAGCAGGGAGGGCAAGAAUUCAAAGCUGAAAUUGAACUCCUUUCAAGGGUCCACCAUAAGAAUCUGGUUAGCCUUGUGGGAUUCUGCUUUGAACGAGGAGAACAAAUGUUGGUUUACGAGUUUGUUCCUAAUGGAACUUUGAAGGAUGCUCUCACAGGGAAAUAUGGUAUUGCUUUGGGCUGGAGUAGAAGGCUGAAAGUAGCCCUUGGUGCUGCCAGGGGUUUGGCUUAUCUUCAUGAACAUGCCGAUCCGCCUAUUAUACACAGGGACAUCAAGUCAAACAACAUUUUGUUGGAUGAGAACUACAAUGUUAAAGUUGCUGAUUUUGGUCUCUCCAAGUGUAUCUUAGAUGAUGACAAAGAUCAUAUCACCACUCAAGUUAAAGGAACAAUGGGCUACUUGGAUCCAGAAUAUUAUACUAGUCAGCAGUUGACUGAAAAGAGUGAUGUCUAUAGUUUUGGAGUGCUAAUGCUGGAGCUAAUUACUGCAAAAAAGCCAAUAGAACGGGGGAAAUAUAUUGUGAAAGUGGUCAAGAAUACAAUAGAUAAGACAAAAGACUUGUAUGGUCUUCACGAAACCAUUGAUCCAGCCAUCUGUUCAGGAUCAACACUGGAGGGUUUUGAGAAGUUUGUGGACCUUACAAUGGAGUGUCUUAAAGAGUCAGGAGUCGACAGGCCCACAAUGAGUGAAGUGGUCAUAGAAAUUGAAGACAUGUUGCGAUCUGAUGGUUUGAACCUUAGAUCUGAAUCAGUUGCAUCCACUUCAUCCAGUUUUAGAUAUCAGGAGGUAAGUAUAGUGAGUUCCCAACAAGACCACCCUCACAGCAAUGAGUCUUUUGGUUGA
Molecule: messenger RNA, 4056 nt
Organism: Sphenostylis stenocarpa
Lineage: Eukaryota; Viridiplantae; Streptophyta; Magnoliopsida; Fabales; Fabaceae
Source: the annotation of a GenBank genome assembly